Hyalella azteca is the source of this 3539-nucleotide messenger RNA. Its product is annotated as zinc finger C4H2 domain-containing protein. The transcript is spliced from 6 exons. Gene Ontology annotation, cellular component: nucleus. Bases 87 to 896 code for a protein of 269 amino acids. Gene Ontology annotation, biological process: positive regulation of neuron differentiation. Lineage: Eukaryota; Metazoa; Arthropoda; Malacostraca; Amphipoda; Hyalellidae. The record is from RefSeq and is a predicted model, not a curated record.
AGCUAUAGUUUCAUGUUUACUAACAAAGUUAGGUUGAGAACCGUGCGUUGUUUUUACCUCAAAUCAUCGUUGAAUAACGAAAAACUAUGGCUACGACGUUGGACGAAGAUAAUCGCACUGCUCUAGUAAAGCUAGAGUAUAUUAAAGAAAUAAGGCAGAAAAUGCUUGGUGUGGAGCGUUUACGCUGCCGUUUGGCUGCUGAGGUAGAAGCAGUGCAGGUGGAGGAGGCCAGUCUUGCUGACUAUAAAGCUGAGAUGGAACAACUGCUGCAGGAGAAAAUGGCUCAUGUUGAAGAGUUACGUCAGAUUCAUGCUGACAUCAAUGCGAUGGAAAACAUCAUCAAAAGUGGGGAGGAAAUCAGAUGCAAAGCCUUGGAAAAUGCAAGGCGUCUCUAUGAGGAAUACCAGCCCAUGAAGAAUGAGGCAGUGCGUCUGGUUGCCAUGCAUCUUCCUCGCGCUGUUCAGCCAACUGCUCUCUCUGCUGACGAUGAUCCUGUGCCUCCCAAUUUCUUUGAGAAAUCCGGCAUGGAAUGGUCGCACGACUCUGACGACAUGCAAGGGUCGGGCCUGUCAAUUGGUGGGGGGCACUCGGGCGCCCUCGGGGGACUGUCCUCCUCUCUGGCAGGGCUCCCCACGCUGGGGGGACUUGGCAGCUCCUCCCCCUUCCUCUCGCAUCACCAAGGGGGACUGGCACCCAUGAGGGGACCACAGAAGGUGGAACAGAGACCUCUCCCUCCCCCGCCAGGGCCUCCUGCUCCCUCUUUCAGACAACAGCCGCCCCCCAUGAAGUCAUGCCUGAGCUGCCACCAGCAAAUCCACCGCAACGCCCCCAUCUGCCCGCUCUGUAAGGCCAAGAGCCGCUCACGCAACCCAAAGAAGCCAAAGAAGAAAGACUAAAUGUCGACCGUCUUAUUAUUCUGUCUUUAGACUCAGUCUUCAGGAUUGUUCUUAACCCGUGGCAGUCUUUAGGCUGCUAGAAAUCAGUGACAGUCUUCGAAUUGCUUUAAAAAAGUUGCUGUUUCAAGGCUGCUCUGAACGCGUAGCGGCUUUGUGGUUAGCGUGUGGAGCCACAAAAAAAAAAUUUUUACAUCGACAUAACGAAGUCUUUGAGUCACAAUAGAAAAUCUCAAAAUUCAGAUUUUAUUAGUUACUGACGGGUUUGGAAGUUUGUUUUUGAUUUUAAAAUUGUGAUUUAAAAAGAAACUCGUAUCAUUCUUGGUAACGGAAUUUCGAUAACAGAAUACCAAUUUUGCUGAAGUUUUAAUCUGAUGACUGUAGUGGACAUAUAAUGGUUGUUCAUUUGUUAGUGUCAACAACUGAGUACAUGAGGCAGUAUGCAAUGCUUGCAAUUAACAUCACAUUGCCUCAUUGGUUCCCAUUUCUUCCUUUAAUGAUGACAAGUCUUCUGCAUGACGCUGCUGCCUUGCUCUCUUUUCAGCUCUCUGAUGACUGUGUGUAGGUGUUUUUGCAAGUAAUUGAAAUUAUUUGUCUGGGACCUCCUGAUCAUGACAAGUUACUUACAAGGGAGUUGUUUACAUUUGUGCCGAAUACGAAAGGUUUGGUAUAGAAUUUUUUCUCGAAAUUCGUGCCAAACUUAAUAUUAGUAUUCGUAUUAAUUUCUCAUGACUUGUGCCAAACAUUCCUGGAUGCAUCUCAUUUAAUUUUUAAGUAUUUUAUUUGCGUAAUUGAAGAAAAAUAGCUUGAGCACGCGUUGUGGAGCUGGAAAAGUCGACUUUAUUUUAUAUAUAAGGCCAAUUAAUUGAUUGCUCCAACCUAACGCGAUUCUCUCUCAAUACUUGAUGUAUAGAUCAAUUGAUGAAAUCAAUGAUUCAAUCAAUUGAAAUCAAUGAAUACUUGAUGUUUAAAUCAAUUCUCUCAAGAUGUAUAAAUUAGAACUUUGAUAAUUAUGGUUUUAAUUCUAUAGAGAAAAAGAAAACCUGGAAGAUUUCCCUGGCUCUUAUCUGAUCAAAAAUAGCAUUACUAAUUGGUUUAGAAUAUCAAGCCAAGCAAGCAUCAUAUAACAUUGACAGACGUCGCAGUGGUGAGCGUCUUUAACCAUAACACGUUCGCUGGUCUUAUUUUUACACCACCAUUCCUCUACAUUUCCCUCGUAUGUAUAAAGGAAAACCUCGCCAAAAUCCCUCCUAAUGCGCCUGAUCAUGAAUGUUGGUUGUUGUUGUCCCAAGUGGUGGCACAAGCGUACGACUUAGUGGAAUAAUUGUCAUGGUUUAAAAUUUCACCACAGCCCACACUCCAAACAGGAGAUAAUUGAAAACAUCAGUAUCAGUAAUACUAAUGGCGUAACUAGAGGUAUCGUCUCUACUGAAGCACAGAUUUCCCUGGCUACCUCAGCCACUUGUAUCUUCUUGGCGCUGUGAUCCCGACUUAUUUGUGUGAGUGUUUUGUUUGGCUUGUCUCGUAUCUUCUGUGUUGUUUAGUGAGUAGCAAUAAUAGUCCCUUCAGUUCUUAAUGCUUCUCUUCAUACCGCUUCAUCGGUUAUCCAUUCGAGCACGUAACAGCGGAGAUCGCAGAAACUUCCUUCGCUGCAUGUCCAAACUGCAGAGUAUUUUUUUACUUUCAUCUUCCCUGUUUCAUGUGGCAGCUCUGGUGGUGACUUUUGAACAAACAAUGGAAAAAUGUCAGUGUGCCUCAAAAUGCUUCACGCGUCGUGGCGGUCACUAAGUUCGUUUAGUCUACGUUCUAAAGAUUCUUCCUUCACUUUCAUUUUUUGUUACUCUCAAAUUAUGUAAUCUGCUCUAUCAGUGUUUGUGUCGUUAACUACAUCUUAUUUAUAAUGGUAUUCCUACCUGAUGAGCAAAUUAAUCUGGUAUCUGAGUACUGAGGUCUUGAUGUUAUUUCUGGUCCCUCAGUGACAGAAUGACGAUGAAGUCGUGUCUCGAUGGGUGCUUAUUUACAUGAAGAUUCUUAGCCAGAUUAAAAUGUGCUCAACAUUUGAUAUCUCAAAAAUAUUGUCGCGAAGUUUUUACGUUUGUUUUAUAUUCGCCUAGAAUCUCAUCUAGUCUUAAGAGUUGAUGUCGUGCGGUGUUGUGUGCGUGUUUUUGAUAAGGGCUUGAUAGUUGUUUCCGUUUGGUUCAUAGCGUGGCUUACACAACUAAGAUUCCUUAGCGCUUUGCUGCAAUGAUUCCUUGGCGCUUGGUUUCACAAUUCUGAAAAAUUAUCUAAUUCUGAUUACCUAGUCGAAAUUUUUUUUACACACUUAGCACUCAAGUUUAAGUAUUUGACAGGUCACAAUGUAUGAAAUCUAUAGAGGGGUUUUGAUAGAUCAUUAUUCUUUUACAUACUGACCAUUGUGUGCUUUGGUGCAGACAUUGAAUGGAAGUCUUAUGGUCUCAUUCAGGUCAUGAAAAAAUUAUUCCUUCAAGGAUUUUCCAUGAGGCUAGCUACGGUUGGAAUCAUAAUUGAAUCAAUUAAUUUUGUUUUGAAAAUGUAUCACUGUGCACCACUUCUCAUGUACAAUCGCUGUCCGCUGUAUUAUAGUAGUCGCUCUUGCCUGUGAUUUCUGAGUAAAUCUUUCGUUAA